AGCCGGGCGUUGCGUCACGCGUUGCUAGGCGGCGGGACGCCGCGCGCAGCCAUGGCGGCCCGCGGCGGGGAGCGGGAGCAGCCGGACCCGGUGCAGCUGGACCGGCUGCUGGGCGAGCGCGUGCGGAAGGAGCUGCGGUGCCUCAGGCUGCGCACCGAGCGCGGCCUGAACCCGCUCAGACGCGUUCACACGGUCACCAAGAAGCCUAUGUCUUGGCACGACAAUAUAGAAGAGCCUGCAGAUGAAAAGUUUCUGAAUGUUAUUCAUCAUGCUGCACUGGAGCCAACAAAGAAAUAUUCAGAGCCACAAACUGAAAGCCAGGAAAUAGGCUGGAACACAACACCUUUGAUCGAUGUAGACCGCACUGAUCGCAGACUCUACUUCCCACGCCGGAAAACGGAGAUCACUAAACUAGGUAGCUGCCGUGUAGCAUCUUGAAGGAGCAGUAUGAGAAGCUGCAGUAGGAGAAUGGCAAAGCCACACAACAUAGACUGAGGCAGUUAGUGACAUAUAAUGCAUUAGACCCUGUUCGUUAGUAGGUGAAUGUGGUAGAUUUCUGGCACCAGAAGAUUGCAAGAAAAGGGAGGAGAGAACCCAUCUGUCUAGAUUUGCAGCCUGACAAUAGUUACAGAAAUAAACCUAUUAAUAAGACCUUUA
This is a messenger RNA of Cygnus olor (mute swan), 657 nucleotides long. RefSeq names its product family with sequence similarity 183 member A (gene CFAP144). The record is from RefSeq and is a predicted model, not a curated record. NCBI's taxonomy places the organism in Eukaryota, Metazoa, Chordata, Aves, Anseriformes, Anatidae. The transcript is spliced from 4 exons. The coding region runs from base 52 to 438 and encodes 128 amino acids. Gene Ontology annotation, cellular component: ciliary base.